AAAAGAUCAGCAAAGCGGAAGAACCAAAUGCUUACGUGUUAAACAGUGAUUGGUAAACGACCUUUUCUUCUCGAUUCUUUGCUCUCUUCUCUCUCUCCUUUGCUCUGAUUCGUUUCGUCCUCGAUGAGAAAAGCUCCGUCUUUUACUUUCAGAAGUCAAAAGGGUUUUCUCGUCACUUCUCCAAAGACUUUUUCUCUGUGAUUUUUUUUGCUCGCUUUCUCCUUGUUUCUAACCUCUGCUUUACUCGUGACUUCGCUAGAAAAUUCUAAAGUUUCAUUAGCUGUUAAUGUAGCUGUAAAGUCUCGACCUUUCGAUAUUAAUCUCUCUGAAUCGUAGCAAAGUUUGUAGCUUUAGUGUUAGAUCUGUGAAUCCCACUAGCAUUCUCUCAUUUUUUUCGGUUAGAAACGGUUUAAUGUCGGUUCCACCUCGAUUCCGGUCUGCUGAUUCCGGCGAGAGAGACUUCCGUUCGGUUCUUGGUCCGACCGGGAACAAGCUUCAGAGGAAACCACCGGGGAUGAAGCUGGAGAACAAGAAGAUGAGCAUCAUCGAGUCAAAAGACGAGAAGACGAAGAAAGCAGAUACUCCUGCUUCACCAACGACGACUCUGAAGCAAUGCUCGUCGCUUUGCUCUUCGCUUCUGAGAAAGAACAGUGCCUCCAUGACUGCUUCUUAUUCCUCUGACGCCUCGUCUUCUUGUGAGUCGUCGCAUUUGAGCGUGGCGUCUUCUUCGAGGAGUAAGAAGGGUGUGAGGAGAAGUGGGUCUGUCUCAUCAAAUGGUACGUGUGUGGGGGUGAGAAGGAAGCAGGUUGAUGAGAAAGAUGCUGCUGCUACUGCUGCCAAUAAUGGUGAAUGCUUCGCUGAUGGUCGGAGAAGAUGUGCCUGGAUCACGCCUACGUCUGACCCUUGUUAUGUUACUUUCCACGACGAAGAAUGGGGAGUUCCUAUUCAUGAAGACAAGAAGCUUUUCGAGUUAUUAUGUCUCUCUGGUGCUCUAGCUGAACUCUCUUGGACCGACAUUCUCUCCAGAAGGCAAUUACUCAGGGAAGUUUUCAUGGAUUUCGACCCAGUUGCUGUUUCUGAACUGAACGAGAAGAAGGUAAUCUCUGCCAUCUCCUUACUUUCAGAGGUCAAGCUACGGUCAAUCCUUGAUAACGCACGCCAGGUGCGCAAGAUUAUAGCUGAACAUGGAUCAUUUAAGAAGUACAUGUGGAACUUUGUGAGCAACAAGCCAACACAGAGCCAGUUCAGGUAUCAAAGACAAGUCCCUGUGAAGACAUCAAAGGCUGAGUUUAUAAGCAAAGAUCUUGUACGCAGAGGCUUUCGCAGCGUGAGUCCAACGGUUAUUUACUCUUUCAUGCAAGCCGCUGGUCUUACAAACGACCACCUCAUAGGCUGCUUCAGAUACCAAGACUGUUGCGUAGAUGGAGAGACAACAACCAAGGCCAAGAAGAUUGAACGUGAGUGAGAAAUAAAUUUUAAGUGCAGUUCUGAAAGCUAAUUGACGUGUUUGAGUACCAUGUUUUUGCUUCCAAAGAUUGUUUGACACAACGAGAUUUUGCUACCGUAACGUGAAGUGAUCUUGUGUUAGCUUUGUAUAGAUGUUUUUGGUUAUUGGUUUAUGCGUAGUAGAAUGUUGCGAGAAGCUUUUCUUAGACCAUGACAUGUUUAUGGAAUGCAAAUAAGCAAG
Eruca vesicaria subsp. sativa (arugula) is the source of this 1687-nucleotide messenger RNA. The record is from the annotation of a GenBank genome assembly. Lineage: Eukaryota; Viridiplantae; Streptophyta; Magnoliopsida; Brassicales; Brassicaceae.